Molecule: messenger RNA, 6314 nt
Organism: Hemibagrus wyckioides
Lineage: Eukaryota; Metazoa; Chordata; Actinopteri; Siluriformes; Bagridae
Exons: 14
Coding region: 125-1933 (602 amino acids)
Source: RefSeq, a predicted model, not a curated record
GCCGUUCUGUAACUCCGUCGGCAGGACCGAGUGCGACAUGUCAACCGGUCUGAUCAUCCAGACUCAGAGAUGAGCACAGAGUGUAUCUACAGUAGAGACUGUCAGUGGGUCAUAGAGGGGGAGAAUGACUGAAUACAGUGAACAGUGUCUGUUCUUCAUCCCUGUACCGGACCUGAAGAAACUCUACAGUGUUUUUCUGUCAUUUCACAAUUUCUCAUCUCAAGCAGACGAAGGGGAGCUGAGGAACAGACAGGUGAAGACCUGCAGAGAGGUUUUACGCUUGCAUUCAGAUGUUAUUGCGUCCCCAGUGUUGGGCCGUUACGGUGGGAUCAGGGUUAUAAUGGCUAUAACGUUUUUCCAGAAAGGCGUCAUCCAGGCUUAUGCACAGAGUCACGGUUUACAGAUAGGUUCCCCUGAGAGAGUUCUGCCUAGCAUCCUGCAGCUGUGUCUGUCUUACUCCCUCACGGCUCGACUGGCCCCGAACUGGAACAGAGCAGGACGGUAUUUAAUCGCAGGCAAGGACUUCCUGUCUGAUGCUAGCAAGCGCAUUGCUGUUGUCUUAGAGCUGAGCGUGAAUGAGACCGAACUGUGUGUCAGCGUGGAGGCCAGCACUGUAAGACUUCCUCCUGUAAUGCUGAAAGACUUCGAUGUUCCGGCUCUUGUGAUCGAAAGAUUUCUGAAUAACAGAGAGACAGUCCUCCACACCAAAACACCAAAUAACUGGUGCUACGUUCUCCCAAGCAUGAAGAAAGGCCAGGUCAUCAGCAUCAGGCACAGACUGCCACCAGAGUGUCCUUUCCAGACUUAUGCUGAGCUUGGGAAUCACUGGAACAGCAUGUACGGCUACUAUCUGCCUCCACUGAAAGAGGAUGAGGUGGUAUACUGCAGCGUGUAUUUUAAACCUCUUGGAGAGAAACUUUUCACAUAUCCAUUGUGUUGUAUUCGCGUUCAGCCACUCCAGUGUUUUCCCAGAGUGAACCUGCAGGGGGCGCUCACAGCCUUUAUUUCAGAUGCCAGAAGCCUAAUGGAGAAUGUUUGUGGCUUUACAGCCCAAAUGACCAGCAAACCCUGCUAUUAUACCACCAAUCUGAGCAGACCUAGCUUACAGGACUCUGGGGCCUUGCCUGCUACCCUGACCUCCAAGAGCUCUAGCAGACUCGUGCUGACCCAGCUCCCUAAUGUCUUCCCUCCAGAGAGGGUGCCUCUUCAACAUUUAGAAUCUUCUCCAUGGCCCCUAAGUCAGCCUGUAGGUCAUAGUAAUAUCAGACAUCCCGCUACAACCAAUGGACACGGGAAUCCCAACCCCAUUUUGCAGUCAUCUCAUCGUCAUGGUGCUGAGACAUGCCAGUUCCCGUCAUCCUUCACCUCCCUCCCAUCGUUCUCCUUUUCCUCAUCUGUCUCUGCUAACCACGCUUUGCUUAGCAACACUCAACCUGCUACACAGAGACCCAAACUGGUGCCUAUCUUCACAAACAAGUCACUGAGCUGUCAUGUUAACAUCGCAAAGAUCCUGGCUGAGAAAAAAAACCAAGAAGUAACACAGUGUGCUCCUAGAGCAGCAGUUAACAGACGCUCCUGUUCUCCUUUAUCUUCCUCAUCAUCACUUCCUAGAGUGUCUCUGCCAUUUUUUAAGGACCGUAAAAGAGACCGCAACAACUGCACUACCGAUCCAACACAGACGCCCUUUCAGACACAACCUGCACCUGUGAUUGAGAUUAAAAAAACACGGGGAGAAGUAUUUGAGUCUCUCCCGAAGAAAGUCAGAGUCAUACAGGAAGUGGAUGUGGUGAAGUAUGCAAGAAGCAAUCAGCUGGCAAAGAUCAAUGUGGCAACUCUCCAGGCCUGGCUGAAGGGUCAAGGGAUCACUGUGCGUUCAAAGGACAAGAAGGAGGACCUAAUGUCAAAGGUCAUGCAGUGUUUGAGUGAACCAUGAGGCAGGGAGUCGCCGUCCAGACAACUCCUGCAGGUUUAGAGUUCCUCGCUCAGGUAAUCCACACCGGAGCAGAAGUCUAGUCUUUAGAGCUUUUCCCCUUAUGGCACUCGCACUGAGGAGAGAUUAACAUGAGCUGCCCAUGAGCCAUGUUGUGCUUUAGCUUUAGCACAGUGUUACGUUAGGCUAUGAGCAAAUAUAACUAGAUGUUAAAGACUUAACCGUGUGCUAAUUUAGGGAUAUUUCAAUGUCGAUGUUCUGUUUGAACUUGUUUAUUUUGUUUACUUUAUUGUACAGUUACGUAUAAAACAGCAGUUUUGGACAGGUCGAUAUUGUACCAUAUUGUGUUAUUAAAAAUAUAAAUUCAUAUAUGUUUCCCAUUUCUGUGCUGUUUUCAUCACUGGUUUCCUCCCUUUUUUUUAUUUAAUGAUCGUCUUUAAAUAUGUACUUUUAAUGAAAUCUAAUUUAACUUUGUAGUAUCACUAAGAUCCAGCCAGAAGUUUUAUAUCCAAAAGCACACAGAGAAUUUCAGAUGACUGCGGGUGCCGCGUGCCGCCACGCAUCCGAAGCGUUUACUGCAAGCAUGACAGAAAGCUCAGACGGCGGCUCAUCUCGCGGCAGCUCUAACGAGCAGCGGAGGAGUGUGACUGAAAUGGAAAUUGGCACAAGUCACUUUGAUGGCUAAUGAAGUGCGCUUUCAGAAAGUCCAACGUCAGCUAGCCUUUCUAGCACUUCUCACUAACCAAGAGCUAAUGACUGGUACAAAUCUUUUUCAGAGAACUACAUGGUGAAUUGAGUUCCUGAAAAAAGAUUACACUGGCUUUUCAUGUAAAUGUGGGGUUUUUCCUUGUCCUAGCUUUUAGGUAUUUUCUACAGUUUUUUAGAAUUCGAACCAUUUUUUCUGUGUCCAAAAUAUUUUUUAUAGUUUAUGGCUCUGACAGUGAAGUCUGUUUAUUUUUAAUGUUUGAGAUUAGCAUGGUUAUAUAUUUUUCAUGGAAAACAGAUUCAAAACAGUUUACAUCCAGGGCACAUGGGAGCUUUUUUUAAUCCUUUAUCAUUUAUCCUCAGCUACAGUAUGUGAAUUUUACCUGAGCGACCCUCUUUGACACGGCGUUGAAGGGCAAAAUGUUUUUGUUCGUUAUUUCAAGCUCUUCUGUCUCCUGUUUGAGUGAUGGAUCUUCAGAAACAUCAUUUAAACAGCAUUCGCCACAGGGCUCAUAUAGACAUUCCUCUAUCUGAAGCAUGCAGAAUCAUGCUCCAGCUUUUUCCUGUUCAGACCUCUGGGUAACUACUUACCUGAGUGCUGAUCUAGCAUUCAUGACAUUCACACUAAUUCCUGAUAAUUGCUGUGUUUAUCAUGGAAUUGUUACUUAUGAAUUAAAGGGUGAUGAGAUCAAAGUAGAGAGAUGAAUAGAGGUUGCUGCUGUCCUGACAAAACCCGGCAAAAACUAGCUUGCGGUUUUCUAAAAAAAGGAAAGGAAAGGAAAAAUGCUUGUAAGGAAAUUAAUUAAGUGAAAAUAAUAAUAAUAAUAAUAAUAGUAAUAAAAAGGCAAACUUUAUUUGCAGAAUGUAGAGUAAGCUAAACAUUUUUGAAACAAAGGAAUUAAUUGUAAAGAAUUUUAUUAACAAAAUGUUCUACAUUUCUAGGUUUUAAAUAAUAAUGCCCUUCUUGAGCUUGAUAUACUAAAACUCAUUAUCCACUAUAUUGCCGAAAGGUUUUGGGACAACCCUCCAAAUCAUUGUGUUCAGGUGUGGUUUUUCAGAGGUUGGGCUCCAGUAAAAGGAACUCUUAAUGUUUCAGCAUACCAAGACAUUUUGGAAAAUUUCAUGCUCCCAACUUUGUGGAACAGUUUGGGGAUGACCCCUUCCUGUUCCAACAUGACUGUACACCAGUGCACAAAGCAAGGCCCAUAAAGACAUGGUUGAGCGAGUUUGGUGAGGAACUUUGCCUGCCUACACAGUGUCCUAACUUCAGCCUGACAGAACACCUUUGGGAUGAAUUAGAGUGGAGACUGCAAGCCAGGCCUUCUCGUCCAACAUCAGUGCCUGGGUCGGGAGCCAGACCUUCUCAUCCAACAUCAGUGCCUGACUUCACAAAUGUGCUUCUAGAGGAAUGGUCAAAAAUUCCCAUAAAUACCUUUCUAAACUUUUUGGAAAGCAUUCCCAGUAGAGUUGAAGCUGUUAUAACUGCAAAGGGUGGGCCAACUCCAUAUUACAUUCAUGUGCAUGUAAAGGCAGACGUCCCAAAACCUUUGGCAAUAUAGUUUAUUUUAGUCUGAAGCCUUUGCACAUGGGAGCAGUGAGUGCCAUGCAUGCUUCCCCUUUGGCUGCAUCUUUACCCCACAGGGUGGUACUAUAGGUUCUCGGUAGAACACUCACGGUGCUGUGAUGUGGUACAGAUUCUUCUGUACCGAGUGCAUGACCGUGUCCAGCUGCUUGGCCGAAGGGAAAAGGGUCUCUGAGUUUAAUGUUUGUUAAUGUGUUCAGUACCAAAGAGGCCAGCUUUAACAAGGAGCCGGUGACAGCUGGCUCAAUUUAUCCUUCUCUGUGAGAUCUAGUUAACUCUUUCAUUACUAGCUGUAACGAUUCACUUUUUUUCAAAAUGAACAAUUUUACUAUCUGUGAAAUUAUAAUAAUUUGAACAAAUAGAUUUAGAUUUAUAGUUUUUAGACUACAUUUGGAUUUAUAGUUUUUUUUUUUUACUAAUGAAAAGCUUGAAAGUCUUGAUUGAUAACAUUUCUCAUGUAUAACUGUUCCUCUCUGAAACUGGCUCAUGACUAGGUUUCCCACCAGUUUUGGUAUUUAAGCAAUGUCUUUCACCUCACCCAUUGUCUAGCUUUUGUCUUUCAUUACUGUUAUGUCCCCUCGCCCAUGUAGGUCUUUCUGCCUCACAAUUCUAGUUCAUGUCUAUUCUUGUCAAAGUUUACAGUUUCUGUAUUAUUCGUGUUUUAUUAAAACACUAAAUCUUCACUUGCGUCUGCCUCCUCGACAAACCCCUGACAACUUAAUAAUUAAUAUGAACAAGCAAAAUUGUCUUCCAGUACAACGAGACAUUUUUAAGCUUACUAUAGAGAAAUAGUCUAGAAAUAGUAACAGGCUUAGUCGUAUUAUAUUUUUAUAUUUGAUAGACGUCUCAUUAUAUAUUUUUCUUGCCAUGAAGGCACCAUGAACUCUGCGCAAUCCAUUGGUUAUUUAAAAAUAUUCCCUUUCCCCAAAUAAGAGAGCUGAUUCCAUCAUCUGGGCUCUGUUUGGCACAGUUUCUAAGGCUCAAGAGAGUCAUAAAAGAUAUUAUUUUAUUGUAAUAUGCAUUACAAAUUACUUUCAUGGCCAUUACUUCAUGCUGUUUAUUCAGUUAUUCUUCAUGCCAUAUAUUUGUAAAGCUUUAUUCAGCCUGUCUGGAAAUGUGCUAUGGCCCAAAAGUAGUAUUGUAAAAGUACAUUGUAUAACUGUAACAUGUGUGAAUUGGUUGUGGUUUGGAAAGUCAUGCAGGGAACGGGACAAUAGAGAGGUUGUAUUCAGACAGCACUGGAGCGGAAAGAGUAGGUGGAUAUGGGGCGACUGCAUAAAAGAGUCAAGUGUAUUGAAAUGGGACUCUAAAGCGUUCAUUCAGGCGGUGUCAAGACUUAGCCUUUGGCAUCGUAAACCGUAGCUUUAAACUAAUCUCAAGAAAACAGCUUGAAGAGUUGGGAAAUGUUGUUCUAGCUCAACCCAUCUGUUCUGGUUUGUAGUGGGUGGAUAGUUUAAUAAAACCUCCUCAGGCCUCAGCUGAGGAAGAGCUGAAUAUCGGAUUAACAAAUUCAUAAACAACAUCCUGCUGUCCCUGUAAUGUUCUUUAUCUGUGAAAUUUCCACAGAACGAUACGCCCAGAUACAACACACUUAGAUAAACAGGGUUUAUUUUUCUUAUUGCUUCCCGAGCCAGAAUGACGAGCAAAUGCAAAAUAUGAAAUUUGUUAUGAAUUCCUGCUUUCAGGGAGUCUGUAUGGUUUCUGCUGGAGACAUCUGCUCACUAUCACCGUGUCUGCUUUCCAUUUUCACCCGAGAUCGCCGAUAGCUGCUGCCUGAUUUUUUUUUUUUUUCAAGCUAAAUGUGAAGUAGAGCAGAGGAAUUGGUGCAGAGGAAGAGCCGGCCAUGCUAUCCAUUAAGUACACUUCAUCCUGCCUUAUGAAGUAUCAUGCAUGUUAUGGCGAUACUCCCUGGUGGAUUGCACAGGGAAUGGAUUUCUGGCGGUCAGUGCCAAGCGUAAAAUUGGUCCAUUGUGUUUUUGAACUCGGUGAACUAUGGCCUAUAUGUAAGAAUGGCCUCUGUUCAGAGUGCCUUGAGAAAAAGGAAAUGUUAUCUGGAUAAUUUCACCCUUUUUCUGGAUAAUCUUUUACCUUAAAAUG